Psylliodes chrysocephalus is the source of this 1595-nucleotide messenger RNA. The record is from the annotation of a GenBank genome assembly. Lineage: Eukaryota; Metazoa; Arthropoda; Insecta; Coleoptera; Chrysomelidae.
UGCGUUUUAUAAUUUGACGUUUUGAUUGAAAGUUUUAACGGAAAUUUGUGUUUUGAUUUGAAAGAGUUUAUAAAAAAUUGUUGAAGAAAUUGAAUUAACUGUAAGUGUAGGAUUAUACAGCAAAAAAGCUGCGACCAUGGGGAUGCCAAACAGCAAGUUUGGUAAAGAAAUGCCCACGAGUGAGUUGCAGGAGGGAAGUGUUCCUUCGACCCCUAUUUUAACACCAAAAAUUAUAAAGCUUUCUGAAAUGGAUCCUCGGUCACCUAGUUUACAUAUAGCCAGAACUCCACUUGAGCUAUUGUCAGCCGCCGCCGAAAAAUUGGAAUUACUAAGUGACAAUGAAACUCCAGUAAAAAAUAAAUUUAUACUAGGUAUAGACCCAAGGUCUCCUACAACAGAUUUCAAAAGAACCCCCAUUAUUCUUGAUCCUACUGAAGGUGACUUUCCAAGAACGUUGCGUAAUAAAAACUUAGAUAAAGUUCGCAGAACUGAAUUACUCACGUCUCCCAUAAGGAGUACAGAAGAGUAUAAAGCAUCUCCAUCUGUAAUUCCACCUAAGUUGCUUCAAAGUAGUCCCAUUAAAGCUAGAACGGAUGCAUAUAAAAGGCGUUCUUUAGUAGGAUUACUAGAAACUAAUAUAGAUUUUACAGAAACUGACUUGGAUAGUAUUUUAAAAGAAAAAUAUAAAACUGAAAAUGUAGAAGAAAUUACAGAAACUAAAGAAUGUUUCCCUCCUGAUCUUGAAGCCUCUAGUGAGAACAAUAAUCUAAAUAACAAAUCAGACAAUGAAAUACUAGAAAAUUCUAAUAUCCUUGAAUCAUUAGAGGGCUUAAUUGAAAAUAUUGAUAUAAAAGCAUCAGCAGAACAUGAAGCGAACAUAGACAACCAAAGUGAAGCAAUAGAUGAUAAGGAAAUGACAGUUGAUAGUCUUCAAGAAAUAGAAAAUAAUUCACAAGAGAACAUUGAAGAUUUAGAAAAUUCUAAUGAAACUCAAUCAGAGGAUACUCCCAUAAACAUUCCAGAUCAGAUCAAAUCAGCUCCAGUUUCUCCCCCAACUAUACCAUUAAGCCCUAUACUACCCUCUAAAGAAAUCAAGUCUGCUCCUGAUACCCCUCCUUUGGUGGAUUUAACAGCAGAUAUUAAAGAACUAGACAAAAAAUUAACCAAUUUAAUCUAUGAAGACGAUCUAGUAGUAUGUCCAAGAAUUGUUAAAUUAAAGGAUAAUUCUGAACGAUCACCACUCAAGAACUACAAUAAAAACGAAUCAAGGACAAAAGCAAUACAAAAAUUAAAAGUCAGUGAUAAGCCCAGGAGAACAGAGUAUGCGGUCAGUAAAAUUCCCGUGUUUAGAGACAAAAAAGGUAAAAUGAAGAAUCAAGUUCAAUGUGAGAAUACACCUCCGAGAAAUAUGGAGAAGAAAGCUAGACAUAAGCAAGGCGACUGGGAUACAAAAGAUAAUACUUUAUAUUUGUAGAUAAUUUAGAUAUAGUUCCAAUUUAGUUGUGAUUUUUUUAAGAGUUUCAAUAAUUUUGUCUUGCCAGUUUGAUAUGUAGGUAAUUUUUUGUGGAACUGACAAUUCAUUUUUGUAUUUUUUU